CUUCAACAAUCCCCCUUCUCCUUCACAACCGCCAUCAUGUUUAAGAGCGGCGUUGCCCGGACCUUCGGAAGGUCUGCUUUCGCACGACCUGCCUCCACAAUCCUUUCAUCCACUAGAUCUGCCGUUGGCAACAAUGCUCUGAGAGCUCUCUCUGCCAGAUAUGCCAGCACUGAAGCCGGCAAGACUGGCAAGAUUCAUCAAGUCAUUGGUGCCGUCGUCGACGUGAAAUUCGACACUGAACAACUUCCCGCAAUUCUCAACGCCCUCGAAACAGAGAACGGUGGUCAGAGACUUGUUUUGGAAGUCGCGCAACAUUUGGGUGAAAAUGUCGUGAGAACAAUUGCUAUGGACGGUACCGAGGGUCUCGUCCGUGGCGCUAAGGCUGUCGAUACUGGUGCCCCAAUCCAAAUUCCCGUCGGCCCUGGCACUCUCGGUCGUAUCAUGAACGUCACCGGUGACCCAAUUGAUGAGCGUGGCCCUAUCAAGGGUGUCAAGUUGGCUCCCAUCCACGCUGAGGCGCCAGAGUUCGUCGAGCAAUCUACAACCGCCGAAAUUCUCGUCACUGGUAUCAAGGUCGUCGACUUGCUUGCUCCAUAUGCCCGUGGUGGAAAGAUUGGUCUUUUCGGUGGUGCUGGUGUCGGCAAGACUGUGUUCAUUCAGGAAUUGAUUAACAACAUUGCUAAGGCUCACGGUGGUUACUCCGUGUUCACUGGUGUCGGUGAGCGUACCCGUGAGGGUAACGAUUUGUACCAUGAAAUGCAAGAGACCCGUGUCAUUCAACUCGACGGAGAGUCCAAGGUCGCUCUUGUCUUCGGUCAAAUGAACGAGCCCCCUGGUGCCCGUGCCCGUGUUGCCCUUACUGGUUUGACCAUUGCUGAAUACUUCCGUGACGAGGAAGGCCAAGACGUGCUUCUCUUUAUUGACAAUAUUUUCCGUUUCACUCAAGCUGGUUCUGAAGUGUCUGCCUUGCUCGGUCGUAUUCCUUCCGCUGUCGGUUACCAACCUACUCUCGCCGUCGACAUGGGUGUUAUGCAGGAACGUAUCACCACCACCACCAAGGGAUCCAUUACUUCAGUGCAGGCCGUCUAUGUCCCCGCUGAUGACUUGACUGAUCCUGCUCCUGCCACUACCUUCGCCCAUUUGGACGCCACUACUGUCUUGUCUCGUGGUAUCUCUGAAUUGGGUAUCUAUCCUGCAGUCGACCCUCUCGACUCUAAAUCCCGCAUGCUUGACCCCCGUAUCGUCGGUGAUGAGCACUACCAGGUCGCUACUCGCGUGCAGCAAAUGAUUCAGGAGUACAAGUCCCUCCAGGAUAUCAUUGCUAUUUUGGGUAUGGACGAAUUGUCUGAAGCCGAUAAGCUCACUGUCGAGCGUGCUCGUAAACUCCAGCGUUUCCUCAGCCAGCCUUUCGCUGUCGCCCAGGUCUUCACUGGUAUUGAGGGUAAGCUCGUCGAUUUGAAGGAUACCAUCCGAAGCUUCAAGGCCAUCAUAAACGGCGAGGGUGAUGACCUUCCAGAGGCUGCUUUCUACAUGGUCGGUGACUUCGAAUCUGCUCGCGCGAAGGGAGAGAAGAUCUUGGCUGAACUCGAGAAAUCUUCAUAAGUGCUAACCAUGUAGAUAUAAAAUCAUGUGCCAUUGCCUCUUGGGGUUGUCCCCGCGUGUUAUUUUAAUCUGAGCUUCAUCUGUUCCUUUUUGUAUAUGUGUCAGUACACCGGGUGCUCCGCUUUCAUUUCAUUUGUAAACGAAUCAAGAGAUCAUGUUUCCUCGUCC
Coccidioides immitis RS is the source of this 1770-nucleotide messenger RNA. Its product is annotated as ATP synthase subunit beta, mitochondrial. Gene Ontology annotation, molecular function: ATP hydrolysis activity; proton-transporting ATP synthase activity, rotational mechanism; ATP binding. Gene Ontology annotation, biological process: proton motive force-driven mitochondrial ATP synthesis; proton transmembrane transport. The coding region runs from base 37 to 1602 and encodes 521 amino acids. The record is from RefSeq and is a predicted model, not a curated record. Lineage: Eukaryota; Fungi; Ascomycota; Eurotiomycetes; Onygenales; Onygenaceae. The transcript has 8 exons.